Messenger RNA from Suillus paluster, 363 nucleotides. RefSeq lists its product as uncharacterized. The annotation marks the transcript as partial. NCBI's taxonomy places the organism in Eukaryota, Fungi, Basidiomycota, Agaricomycetes, Boletales, Suillaceae. The record is from RefSeq and is a predicted model, not a curated record. The transcript is spliced from 3 exons.
GCUGGACUUACAGUCCAACUUACGCCUUCAUUGGUCAAAAUGAUGAUGAGGCACACCUCACAUGUGCGUGGGGAGCUCAAAACCAAGAUGCGUGGUCUCACAGCCUCCUUUUUUGGCUUCCGCACAAGCUGUUCUAUUGCGGCCCUUAAAGCAAACUGUGACUUGGCUGAGGCACUCAAGGAAGGAGUGUCCUUCGUUUUCAAGGAUUGGGAAAUGAAAUUCAGCAUAUACAAAUCCGAUUUAAUCCAGUCAGGGAUAAAUGAUAUGUGGUUUGUGAACCGCCUUGAUGAAGGUAUAGUCUAUGCUAAAUACUUCGACCCUUUGCCUGUGAAGAUGAUGGCACUUGUACUCACAGUGGUUAGU